Messenger RNA from Diplodia corticola, 1911 nucleotides. Its product is annotated as multicopper oxidase. Lineage: Eukaryota; Fungi; Ascomycota; Dothideomycetes; Botryosphaeriales; Botryosphaeriaceae. The record is from RefSeq and is a predicted model, not a curated record. Gene Ontology annotation, molecular function: copper ion binding; oxidoreductase activity. Bases 1 to 1911 code for a protein of 636 amino acids. The transcript is spliced from 5 exons.
AUGGUCUCACUCAAGCAAAUCGGUGUCAGCCUGUUGGCAUUGACUGCGCAUACGCUCGCUGCGGCCCUCCCAGAUGCUGGGUCUCCAGACCUCGUCGUCCGUCAAGCUACCACUACGGUAAAGUCAUCAUCGACUUCGACUACUGUGUCCGCUCCAGUCAGCGCUUCUGCAUCAAGCAAAGCUUCUUCUUCUUCUUCCUCAGUCAAGUCCUCAUCGACCACUUCCAAGGUCUCUGAUGCGGCCUGCACCAACAGUCCCAGCACCAGAGGCUGCUGGAAGAAUGGCUUGAGCAUUGCCGCCGACUUCGACAACAAAUACCCCACCACGGGAAAGACAGUCAAGUACACUCUUACUGUCACCAACGUCACCGACUGCAACACGUACAUGAGCAAGGGUAUCGGCGAUGGCUUCUGCAGGCCGAUGUUGCUCAUCAACGAACAGUUCCCGGGACCUACCAUCAAUGCAGAAUGGGGCGACCAACUCGAGAUCACUGUCGUCAACAAUAUGCAAGACAACGGCACUUCCUUCCACUGGCAUGGCAUCCGCCAACUGAACUCUUGCCAAAUGGAUGGCGCUAAUGGCGUCACCGAAUGUCCAAUUCCACCUGGCAAGAGCUUCACGUACAAGUUCAAGGCUACGCAAUACGGCACAACUUGGUACCACAGCCAUCACUCUGCUCAGUAUGGCGAUGGCAUUGCUGGUGCCAUUGUCAUCAACGGCCCGGCAACGGCCAAUUAUGACGUGGAUCUGGGUCCGGUCGCACUUACUGAGACGUACGACCAGACCGCAUGGACGAUGAACUGGCGGGCGCUUCACAUCGCAGCUCCUCCAGAGCCUAUCAACAUCCUCUUCAACGGAUCCAUGGUAAACACCACAGGCGGUGGUAAGUACAACCUUAUCACCGUCACCAAGGGAAAGACUUAUCGUCUCCGUCUCAUCAACAUGAGCGUUGAUACAUUCUUUGUCUUCUCCAUGGAUGGUCACCAGUUCCAAAUCAUUACCUCCGAUUUGGUGCCGGUCCACCCCUACAACGCCACCUCAAUCAUCAUGGGCAUCGGGCAGCGCUACGACAUUGUCUUCACGGCCGACCAGCCAGCUAGCAACUACUGGUUGCGCACCCAGAUUGCUGACUGCAGUAACAACGUGCUCAAGGGCUCGUCCGAAAUUGUCCUGGGUGGUAUUCUGAACUACGACGGCUUCGACAAGACGGAUCUCCCGGUCACGACUAGUUCCACCAUUGAGACGACGGCUUGUGUCAAUGAGCCGUACACCAAGCUCAUUCCCUGGUGGGAGACGAUAGUUCCAAAGGACCAGUUCGCCGCUUCGCUCGAGGGAAUCGACCUGACCUUCAACGGUGCUGCCACUCUUGAGAACCAGACCCUCGUGCAGUGGUACCUGAACGACAGCGCCAUGAAUGUCGAUUGGGGAAAGCCGACCCUGCAAUACUUUGCAGAUGGCAACACCGACUACAAGAAGUCGAUGAACGUCUUCCAGAUGCCGGCUGAGGGCACGUGGUCCUUCUGGAUCAUCCACAAUAACCUCGAGACCUUCGGGCUCGACCACCCUAUCCAUCUCCACGGCCACGACUUCUUCCAUCUUGGCGCUGGCGUGGGUGAUUGGGAUGGCAACGUCGACGCGUUGACGUUCAACAACCCCAUGCGCCGUGAUGUCAUGAUCCUGCCCGGGUCGACUUCAGGAGGCUACCUGAUUAUUGGUUUCCCCGCCGACAACCCCGGCGCCUGGCUUAUGCAUUGCCAUAUCGCAUGGCACGUCACCGAUGGCCUCAGCCUGCAGUUCGUCGAGAACCCGGGGUCGUUCACGGGCGAUCUCACGGGCAUGAAGCAGAACUGCGCGAACUGGAAUGCCUACGACCCGUACUACGAGAAGGAGGUGGGCGAUUCGGGCUUGUAA